Owenia fusiformis is the source of this 1020-nucleotide messenger RNA. The record is from the annotation of a GenBank genome assembly. Lineage: Eukaryota; Metazoa; Annelida; Polychaeta; Sabellida; Oweniidae.
AUGGCUUCGCUUAUGAUGGAAGUUCCAAGAAUCACGCUCAUUGUUGCUGUUCUUUGGACGUCACCUUUGACAGUUUCAAGUCAAAUGUGGGCGACUAAUAACACACACAAAAACUAUGCAUUACAUGUGUAUUUCACACACACAGGUUCGAUUGACGCAUCAACCGGUAUUGGCAUUCUCCUCAACUCUAUACCUAUUCCCAGUAUUGUGGUAUUUGAUGCCACUGAACAAGGCCUUAUCGAUCAAGUAAUUGCUGACUUAGAGGGUAUCGAGCAGUUUGGAAACUUGGAGAAUAUACUAAAUAAUGUAGAUAACCAGAUUGUUCCGAAUCUUUGUACUUGGGCCCAAACCUUUGCGACAAAAUUGUGGAGUAUUACGGACAACAUAGAGCGUGUCAUCGCUUUAGUUGAUGGUCGAGGUGGGACAUUUGGACCAAAUGAGAGAGAGGCAUUACAAGGUGUAAUAAAUCUUGUCCUUUGGUUUAAAAAAUGCCUUUUACCAAGAGAUAUCAAAACAACGUUCAUCGAGAAUGAGGACGCCAACCUCGAGUCUUCUGUCGACUACAUCGGGCAAAUUAAUGUAACAAGAAGCGACAUCGAGAUUUCGAUCUCACCAGAUCAGGUAAUCUUGAGGACAUCAGAAUGUGAAACAAUUUACCCGUGGAAAGAAGAUACCGUUAAGCUCGAAGGCGGAUUAAUGAUGACCGGAAAGAAACAAGUCCGUGUUUACUUAAACAAUAACACGGUUGAGCUUGUUGUCACUCGUAAAGGACGCGCUAAGGGAACUAAUUUCUUGAACUUUGGUGUCACAGAAAAAACAGGCAUGACUAUCAACGCCGGUGGAGUUAUGGGAUGGAUUGGUAACAAGGCUGUUUACAAGAAUGAAGGCCCUCAUUCUGGUUACAUAACAUUAGGAGAAGUCACAAUUCCUGUUUACGACAAUAAAGACGGCUGCUUGAAAAUAGAUGAAGCGUAUUUGGACAAGUUCAGCUCUAUCCUUCAUUUGUUCGAAAUGGACUAA